CCGUUUGCAUUAUCGGUCUUUGAAUCACCUAAUGAAGCGCGUGCAUAGAGUUGCCGUCGCAGCAAGAUUCUUUUCUCGGGUUUCUCCAUGUACAGUUUUUUGAAAAAACGAGAGCAUGGCACCUUACGUCCUUGGAAAUUCGUUCGUGCUGAGUCAACCAAGCGAGCAUAUUCGUUACAAUUGAGCCCUACAAAAGAAGUCGCUCGAGCACAUCGGGGCUCUGUCCAGUCAAUAAAAGUUGAAAAUAUUGAGCAGCGCUACAUGCUGUCAGGCGGUGGCGAUGGACGUAUUCAUGUGUAUGAUCUUAACACACCUCCUAACAAAGAUGGACACGUGCAAAUUGAACCUAUAGCCAGUGUUUCAAGAAAAAAUCGACAUAAUUAUGCAGUAACGACUGUUGCGUGGUUUCCAUUCGACACGGGCAUGUUCGUCAGCUCUAGCAGCGAUAAUACGAUCCGGGUCUGGGAUACAAACUCCAUGACGCCAGCAUGCGUGUUUGAUCUGGAAUCGCACGUUCAUUGCCAAGCUAUCUCUCCUGUUGCAUCGCAUUGCCUCGUAGCCAGCGCUGCAGACGAGCCCCGGAUACGACUUUGUGAUCUUAAAAGCGGUGCAAGUACGCAUUCAUUAACGGGUCACAAUGGAUCGGUAUUAUCGGUCGCAUGGUCCCCGCGUCAAGACCACGUGCUGUACUCUGGCGGAAAUGACGGAACGGUUCGGGUUUGGGAUAUCCGACGUGCUAGAUCAUGCUUAAUGUCGCUGGAUCAACACAAUGCAGUCAAUAACGAUCCAUUGGCUGAUACGAAUAAGGCACAUGGCGCGGGCGUCAAUGGUCUUGUCUUUUCGAGUGAUAGCGAACGCUUGAUAACCCUUGGCUUGGAUGAAAAGAUACGGAUGUGGGAUGCGUAUACGGGUCGGAAUACUCUCGUUAAUUACGGCUCAUUAUGGCGUAACCGGUUCCAGUGGUACAUGGAAGCGACGGUGUCAGGCCCAGAUGUAUGGCCGCCGCUAUUGUAUGUGCCCAGCGACGAUCAGCAGGUGUUGGUGUAUGAGCUCAACACGGGUCGAUUAUCAAGACGACUGAAAGGCGCAUACGGACGUGUGACAUGUGUGGAGAAACGGGCCGGCCUUCAAGAACUUUAUAGUGGCUCAAUUGAUUGUGAAGUCUUAGUCUGGGAACCUGCAGAAGACCAUGCUUCGACGAUGGACGAUGAGCAUCCAAGUGAGGAGGAUGCUUGGAGCGAGAGCGAAGAAGAAUAGCAGUUGCUUCCACUAAUAUGUGCUAAGCGGCGGGUCACCCAGGUCCGCAAGAUUUUGUGUGGGCGUAAUGCACCAAAAAAGGAAGCCGCAGCUAAUUAU
This is a messenger RNA of Zychaea mexicana, 1356 nucleotides long. RefSeq names its product DNA excision repair protein ERCC-8. Gene Ontology annotation, biological process: transcription-coupled nucleotide-excision repair; proteasome-mediated ubiquitin-dependent protein catabolic process; protein polyubiquitination. Bases 88 to 1257 code for a protein of 389 amino acids. Lineage: Eukaryota; Fungi; Mucoromycota; Mucoromycetes; Mucorales; Lichtheimiaceae. Gene Ontology annotation, cellular component: Cul4A-RING E3 ubiquitin ligase complex; nucleotide-excision repair complex. The transcript has 8 exons. The record is from RefSeq and is a predicted model, not a curated record. Gene Ontology annotation, molecular function: protein binding.